Messenger RNA from Laccaria bicolor S238N-H82, 519 nucleotides. RefSeq lists its product as uncharacterized. The transcript has 6 exons. The record is from RefSeq and is a predicted model, not a curated record. Bases 1 to 519 code for a protein of 172 amino acids. Lineage: Eukaryota; Fungi; Basidiomycota; Agaricomycetes; Agaricales; Hydnangiaceae.
AUGACGUUCCAAAUGUGUUUGGCCAAUGUCGAUAAGUUGUGGUGGGCCUUGUGGAGAUGGAAGAGAGGCGGCAAGGCAAGGAAGCGAUCAAACGACGAAGCUACCUGGAUUGAGCACCACUUUACGGAUGAUAACCAAACAAGGCAAUAUCACUGUCCCGAAGUCAUGGGGAGAAGAGCUGUCAGAUCAGUGUGGGUGAUGAUGAGGCCAGGCAAAAUUUGUAGUUCAUGGUACAUUUGUACUUCAAAAACCAAAAUUGAAGGGUGUGGUACAUAUGUACCAAAAUACCAAAAAUAUCUGAUUAUGUUCAUCCUAAUUAGGGGAACUGCUGGCUCUCGAAACGAUGCGUUGUUGACACGAGCGCUGCCAAACAAUGUCCAAAGCCUGACCUCUGCUGCCUCCGUCCUCAGAGUUGGUGGGGAUGUUGGAGGUGUUGGAGAUGGUGGUGAAAUAGUCCAUGUUGAGUCAUUCAGGACUUUAUACCUCGCCGGCGUCCAAGCCUCGGUAUCUUUCGAUUGA